Anguilla rostrata (American eel) is the source of this 752-nucleotide messenger RNA. RefSeq names its product bile salt export pump. Gene Ontology annotation, molecular function: ATP binding; ABC-type transporter activity. Gene Ontology annotation, cellular component: plasma membrane. The transcript is spliced from 4 exons. NCBI's taxonomy places the organism in Eukaryota, Metazoa, Chordata, Actinopteri, Anguilliformes, Anguillidae. Gene Ontology annotation, biological process: transmembrane transport. Bases 180 to 752 code for a protein of 190 amino acids. The record is from RefSeq and is a predicted model, not a curated record.
CAUUGUGGGUUAUAGGACAUGCUGUGGUAAUGUCCCUCUUUCACAGUUUCUCUCUUCACUCUGUGGUAAUGUCACCUCUUUCAUAGUUUCUCUCUUCACUCUGGUUUUAGAUUGCCCUUUGGGUGACAGCUGCAGCCCGUCAGAUCCAGACCAUCAGGAAGACUUUCUUCCGGAAAGUAAUGUGCAUGGAGAUCGGCUGGUUUGACUGCAAUUCUGUGGGAGAAUUGAACACAAGAAUAUCAGAUGACAUCAACAAGAUUAACAACGCUAUUGCAGACCAGGUGUCCAUCUUCAUCGAACGGAUCUCCACCUUCAUCUUCGGCUUCCUGGUGGGGUUCCUUGGAGGCUGGAAGCUGACCCUGGUGGUCAUUGCAGCAAGCCCUUUGAUAGGCCUUGCAGCUGGAUUAAUGGCCAUGGCGGUGGCCAAGCUGACCGGUCGGGAGCUGUUAGCCUACGCCAAGGCGGGGGCGGUGGCGGACGAGGUGCUGUCCUCCAUCAGAACCGUGGUUGCUUUUGGAGGCGAGCAGAAAGAGGUCGAAAGGUAUGACAACAACUUGGUUGUGGCUCAGAACUGGGGUGUUAAAAAAGGAACCAUCAUUGGUCUGUUCCAAGGUUACCUCUGGUGCAUCAUUUUCCUGUGCUAUGCCUUGGCUUUUUGGUAUGGCUCAAAGCUGGUCAUCGACACCAAGGAGCUCUCUCCUGGGGGCCUAAUUCAGGUACCCCACUCCCCCCACACACUUAUCCUGCAAUAA